AUGGAUGCAAAUUAUACUUUUGUCACUGAAUUUGUGUUGCUGAGCUUCCCACAUAUCCGUGAAUUGGAGGUCUUCCUCUUCAUUAUGAUUUUCAUCAUCUACGUUCUGACACUGAUGGGCAACAUGGUCAUCAUCAUCCUUAUUUGCACUGACUACCGUCUACACACUCCCAUGUACUUCUUUUUGGGAAACUUCUCCUUCAUGGAGAUUCUGAUUACUUCUGUCGUUGUUCCCAAAAUGCUUCAGAAUCUGCUGUCUAAGAAAAAAAGCAUCUCCUUUGCAGGUUGUAUCACUCAAUCUUAUUUCUAUUUCUUCCUUGGUGGUGUUGAAUUCAUCCUGAUUGCAGCAAUGUCCUUUGACCGUUACUCAGCCAUCUGCAACCCUCUCCACUACAAUAAUGUAAUGACAGGAAGAGUCUGUGUCCACAUAGUUGUUUGUUCUUGGCUUGGAGGCUUCUUCUCCAAUAUCUUCUCCACUAUAAUGAUGACCCGUCUGCCUUUCUGUGGCCCAAAUGUUAUCAACCAUUUCUUCUGUGACAGUGCCCCUUUGCUUAGGUUGACCUGCAUCAGCAUCCAACUUUUUGACUUCAUUGAGUUCCUCAAUUUCAUCUUUUCCACUAUAGUCAUAAUUACUUCCCUCUUGGUGACAGUGGUGGCUUAUGCCUUCAUUUCAGUGACCAUUCUCAGGCUACCAUCCUUGGAGGAACGACAAAGAGCUUUCUCCACAUGUGCCACUCAUAUAACCAUGGCUGUGUUGGGUUAUGGGAGCACCAUCUUCUUGUAUGUGCGUCCAGCCAAGUCCACCUCAGUUCAGGACAAACUGGUAGCUCUGCUCAACACAAUUGUCACUCCUGCACUCAAUCCAUUUAUCUUCAGCCUAAGGAACAAGAUGGUGAAGGAUGUAGCAAGAGAUGCCUACAACAAGAGUCUUCUCUUCUUCAAAAAUCUGAGGAAACUGGGAAUGUAG
Messenger RNA from Elgaria multicarinata webbii, 966 nucleotides. RefSeq names its product olfactory receptor 6M1-like. Gene Ontology annotation, biological process: G protein-coupled receptor signaling pathway. The coding region runs from base 1 to 966 and encodes 321 amino acids. The transcript has a single exon. The record is from RefSeq and is a predicted model, not a curated record. Lineage: Eukaryota; Metazoa; Chordata; Lepidosauria; Squamata; Anguidae. Gene Ontology annotation, cellular component: membrane. Gene Ontology annotation, molecular function: olfactory receptor activity; G protein-coupled receptor activity.